AGGAGCAGGAAGCGGCGGCUCCGAGGCCCACCCAGGCUUCAGCCCCAGCGGGGAAUGCGCGGCGCGGGGAAGGGAAGAGAAGCGCAGGGCGGCCGCGCCGACCCCAUGGCCGCCGACCCCACGGAACAGCGGCUGGGCAGCCUCCCCGUCUUCACGCGCGAUGACUUCGAGGGCGACUGGCUCCAAGUGGCCAGCGGCGGCUUCAGCCAGGUGUUCCAGGCGCGGCACAGGCGCUGGCGGACGGAGUACGCCAUCAAGUGCGCCCCCUGCCUCCCGCCCGGCGCCACCAGCUCCGAUGUGAAUUACCUCAUUGAAGAAGCUGCCAAAAUGGAAAAGAUAAAGUUUCAGCACAUUGUGUCCAUCUACGGGGUGUGCAGGCAGCCCCUGGGCAUUGUGAUGGAGUUCCUGGCCAACGGCUCCUUGGAGAAGAUACUGCCCACCCACAGCCUCUGCUGGCAGCUCAGGUUCCGCAUCAUCCAUGAGACCAGCUUGGCCAUGAACUUUCUGCACAGCAUUAAGCCGCCUCUGCUCCACCUGGACCUCAAGCCGGGAAAUAUCCUCCUGGACAGCAACAUGCAUGUCAAAAUUUCAGACUUUGGCCUUUCUAAGUGGAUGGAACCGUCCACCCAGAUGCAGUACAUUGAGAGAUCAGCUCUGCGGGGCACGCUCAGCUACAUUCCCCCUGAGAUGUUCCUGGAGAGUAACAAGGCCCCAGGGCCCAAAUAUGAUGUGUACAGCUUUGCAGUUGUCAUCUGGGAGCUCCUCACUCAGAAGAAACCAUACUCAGGUUUCAACAUGAUGAUGAUUAUUAUCCGAGUGGCGGCAGGCAUGCGGCCCUCCCUGCAGCCUGUCUCUGACCAGUGGCCAAGCGAGGCCCAGCAGAUGGUGGACCUGAUGAAACGCUGCUGGGACCAGGACCCUAAGAAGAGGCCAUGCUUUCUAGACAUUACCAUCGAGACAGACAUACUGCUGUCACUGCUGCAGAGCCCUGUGGCAGACCCACAGAGCGAGGCCCUGACCAGGAAGGUGUCUUGCAAGCUGUUGCUGCACCAGCCCCUGGAGGUUAAUGAAGACAUCAACCAGGAACUGAUGGACAGCGACUCAGGAAACUACCUGAAGAGGGCCCUUCAGCUCUCCGACCGUGAGAAUUUGGUCCCAAGCGAUGAGGAGCUGCGCACCUAUGAGAACAAGGUCACCCCCCUCCACUUCCUGGUGGCCCAGGGCAGUGUGGAGCAGGUGAGGCUGCUGCUGGCCCACGAGGUAGACGUGGACUGCCAGACGGCCUCUGGAUACACGCCCCUCCUCAUCGCCGCCCAGGACCAGCAACCCGACCUCUGUGCCCUCCUUUUGGCACAUGGUGCCAAUGCCAACCUGGUGGACGAGGAUGGCUGGGCCCCCCUGCACUUUGCAGCCCAGAAUGGGGAUGACCGCACUGCGCGCCUGCUCCUGGACCAUGGGGCCUAUGUGGAUGCCCAGGAACACAAGGGGUGGACCCCCCUUCACCUGGCUGCACAGAACAACUUUGAGAAUGUGGCACAGCUUCUGAUCUCCCGUCAGGCUGACCCCAACCUGCAUGAGGCUGAGGGCAAGACCCCGCUCCACGUGGCUGCCUACUUUGGCCAUGUUAGCCUGGUCAAACUGCUGACCAGCCAGGGGGCGGAGUUGGACGCUCGGCAGAGAAACCUUAGAACACCACUGCACCUGGCAGUGGAGCGGGGAAAGGUGAGGGCCAUCCAACACCUGUUGAAGAGUGGAGCAGCCCCCAAUGCCCUUGACCACAGUGGCUACAGCCCACUGCACACUGCAGCUGCCAGGGGCAAAUACCUGAUCUGCAAGAUGCUGCUGAGAUACGGAGCCAGUCUCGAGCUGCCCACCCACCAGGGCUGGACACCCCUGCAUCUAGCAGCCUACAAGGGCCACCUGGAGAUCAUCCACCUGCUGGCUGAGAGCCACGCAAACAUGGGUGCCCUUGGAGCUAUGAACUGGUCUCCCCUGCACCUAGCUGCACGCCACGGGGAGGAGGCGGUGCUGUCGGCAUUGCUGCAGUGUGGGGCUGACCCCAAUGCUGCAGAGCAGUCAGGCUGGACACCCCUCCACCUGGCAGUCCACAGGGGCACCUUUAUGAGUGUCAUCAACCUUUUGGAACAUCACGCAAACGUCCGCGCCCGCAACAAGGUGGGCUGGACCCCUGCCCACCUGGCUGCCCUCAAGGGCAACACAGCCAUCCUCAAAGUGCUGGUCAAGGCAGGUGCCCAGCUGGACGUCCAGAAUGGAGUGGGUUGCACGCCCCUCCAGCUGGCCCUCUGCAGCCAGAAGCAGGGCAUCAUGACCUUCCUCGAGGGCAAGGAGCCAUCAGUGGCCACUCUGGGUGGUUCUGAGCUGGGAGCCCAAAUAUAAAUUUAGAUGACUUGGCCAGGCAUGGUGGCUCACGCCUGUAAUCCCAGCACUUUGGGUGGCUGAGGCAGCAGAUCAUCUGAAGUUGAGAGUUCGAGACUGGACUGGCCAACAUGGAGAAACCCUGUCUCUACUAAAAAUACAAAAAUUAGCUGGGU
Messenger RNA from Saimiri boliviensis boliviensis (Bolivian squirrel monkey), 2552 nucleotides. RefSeq names its product ankyrin repeat and kinase domain containing 1 (gene ANKK1). Gene Ontology annotation, cellular component: cytoplasm. The record is from RefSeq and is a predicted model, not a curated record. Gene Ontology annotation, biological process: protein phosphorylation; regulation of cell cycle process. Gene Ontology annotation, molecular function: protein kinase activity; protein binding; ATP binding. Lineage: Eukaryota; Metazoa; Chordata; Mammalia; Primates; Cebidae.